This is a messenger RNA of Cercospora beticola, 1254 nucleotides long. RefSeq lists its product as uncharacterized. The record is from RefSeq and is a predicted model, not a curated record. NCBI's taxonomy places the organism in Eukaryota, Fungi, Ascomycota, Dothideomycetes, Mycosphaerellales, Mycosphaerellaceae.
AUGUUUAUUCAACUUUCGCCAUCUUCUCUGCCUCCUCAAACUCGCCGACCCAGCGCAGUACAUCAACUCAAUCACUACCCCACUCAUUACACCACGUUUGUCGCGCUCAGCAAACGAGAUACCCAAGACCCAAUCAUUGAGCCCCUGCAGCGAUUCAAGAGCGAAGGAGACACGGAAGAGGAGCAGAAUUCCCUAGGCGGGCAAAUGGCAUUCGGCGACGACAAUGAUGUAUUGAGACGUAUCGAGGAGGAACAAAGAGCGCAAGAAGCCCUCAAGGUAUUUCAUCAGAAGACGCUAAGGUCCAUCGUCGGUGCUGACCUUCUUCAGAAAGAUCGCUUCUCGCAUUGGAGUAUCAGAGGCUACGCGUAUGCGAGGAAGAACCAUAUCGAAGUCUCUGAGUUGAAUUGGCACGACAUCAAUGACAAUCCGCAUCGGCGCAGGGCGUGGAGCGGCCCUGGCGUCGUGUGGGUUGGCCUUGACUCCAACGGGAACGUACUUUUUCAGGACUGGCCGGAACACUAUAAGGAGCCAAUACGGACGUCUUCCACCAAGCUGAUUGAACUCGAUCUCAGCGAACGCCUCGAUAUCUUCGAAAAGUGCCACCGGCUGCACGAAACGGCAAGAUGCUUCCAGUUGGCAGAAGAGGCGGGCCACAUCACUCGACAUGAAGCGCAGCUGAUAAUUGACUUAGAAGUCUGCUACAAGGCGGGUGUGAAGCUACUGAAGCAUAAGAAGAUACUACCAGGCGUUGACGAGUGGCCCGAACUUGCACAGCAGCAGCAGCAGCAGCAGCAGCAGCAGCAGGGAAAAGAAAUCUUCGCCGAAAUGCAGCAAUGCUAUGGCACCACGCUCUUUCCAUGCAUUGAGACCGUCGUCAUCGCGGCCAGGUACCUGGAUAAUAUGUGGGAUCAUGCAGAUCGUGGAGGGUACCAGUGGCUGCUCAGCGACAGCAAGUUCCUCGACAUAUUCUUGCUGCGUAUGCACAACUUCAUGUGGCGCACUCACGGGCCUGCCAAGUAUCGCCAGACCAUCCACAACCUUCCGCUGGGCAACGUUUGCUCAGAGCACUCGCAGAAGCAAGUCCAAUUGCCGCAGCAGCCUGUAGAGCCGAAAUUCGGCGCCCAAAAGGCCUCGAUCGAGAUGGAUGGGACGAACACUUCACUCCAAUUCUCGAACCAGCUCAAGAGUCUUCCAUUAGUCUUCUCCAAUUCCGACACUGGCUUGAAAUUUUUACCGACAUUCCGGCAAGCCUAG